This is a messenger RNA of Oryzias melastigma (Indian medaka), 735 nucleotides long. Its product is annotated as cytidine deaminase. The record is from RefSeq and is a predicted model, not a curated record. Gene Ontology annotation, cellular component: cytosol. Lineage: Eukaryota; Metazoa; Chordata; Actinopteri; Beloniformes; Adrianichthyidae. The coding region runs from base 71 to 547 and encodes 158 amino acids. The transcript is spliced from 4 exons. Gene Ontology annotation, molecular function: zinc ion binding; cytidine deaminase activity.
GACAAUCAUUCACCCACUCCAAAGCAACCUCAGCAGAGAGAUCACACGGUCAAGCUCACAAAGAUCCAGCAUGGAUGAAGUCAAGUCCGGACAGAGGAAGAUCAGGGAUGAAGGCUCCAGAGACCUGUCCUCAGAGACAGUUCAGAAGCUGAUUCUUCAGUCUCAGGAGGCAAAGAAGAAAGCGUACUGUCCUUACAGCCAGUUCAGAGUGGGAGCUGCUCUGCUCACCGUCGACAACGUGGUCUUCACAGGCUGCAACGUGGAGAAUGCAUGCUACAACCUGGGAAUAUGUGCCGAGAGAGUUGCCAUAUCUAAGGCCGUUUCAGAAGGAUACAAGAACUUCAAGGCCAUUGCAGUCGCCAGUGACGUGAAGGAUCACAUGGUCUCCCCGUGUGGAGGCUGCAGACAGUUCAUAAGAGAGUUUGGGACAGACUGGGACGUUUACCUCUCCCACCCUGACGGAACUUACCGAAAGAUGACGGUGGAGGAGCUGCUGCCGUUUUCUUUUGGCCCUGAAGAUUUGUCCAAAAAGAGAGUAGCUCACUAAAUGUGAAAUAAACGUUGCUGCGCUUCCUGCAAAUUAGUGUUUAGAUUUAAAAGAAUUUCAGAAAACACUUAAUAAACAGGUUAUUUAGUCACAAAAAAAUCCUCCUUUACAUGGAUGAAAAUAUUUAUUGAUACAAUAAAGGAAAAUGAGGUUUGAAUCUUUUAAUAAAUAAACAGUUUUAAAAAGCA